AGGCGCGCGCGGCGGCCGCUCAGUGCAGCGGUUGGCGAUGAAGGUGGCGGUGGCCGGGUGCUGCCACGGCGCCCUGGACAAGAUGUACGAGACGCUGGAGCUGCUGCACCAGCGCCACAACGUGCGGCCCGACCUGCUGCUCUGCUGCGGCGACUUCCAGGCCGUGCGCAACGAGGCGGACCUGCGGUGCAUGGCCGUGCCCGCCAAGUACCGGCACAUGCAGACCUUCUACCGGUACUACUCGGGCGAGAAGAAAGCCCCGGUGCUCACCGUGUUCAUCGGCGGCAACCACGAGGCUUCCAACCACCUCCAGGAGCUGCCCUACGGCGGGUGGGUCGCGCCCAACAUCUACUACUUGGGUUACGCGGGCGUGGUGCGGUUCCGCGGCGUGAGGAUCGGCGGCAUCUCGGGCAUCUUCAAGUCCCACGACUACCGGAAAGGUCACUUUGAGUGCCCACCAUACAACCAGCAGACCAUCAGAAGUGCUUACCAUGUGAGGAAUAUUGAAGUCUUCAAACUCAAACAGCUGAAGCGUCCCAUCGAUAUAUUUAUGUCACAUGACUGGCCAAGGAGCAUCUAUCACUAUGGAAACAAGAAACAGCUCCUCAAAAUGAAAUCCUUCUUCCGGCAAGAAGUGGAGAGCAACACUUUAGGAAGCCCUGCUGCUUCAGAGCUUCUGCAGCACCUGAAACCCACCUACUGGUUCUCAGCACACCUCCACGUUAAAUUUGCAGCUUUCAUGCAACACGAGACAAAUUCCAAAGAAGAGUUACCAAAAGCAACCAAGUUUCUGGCUCUGGAUAAAUGCUUGCCACACAGAGACUUCCUGCAGAUAAUAGAUGUGGAGCAUGAUCCCAAUGCAGGUGACUCGCUGGAGUACGAUGCCGAGUGGAUUGCAAUCCUCAAGGCCACCAACAGUCUUGUUAAUGUGACCCAGAACUCCUGGAAUAUGCCCGAAAAUAAUGGCCUCCAUGCCAAGUGGGAUUACAGCGUGACAGAAGAAGCCAUUAAAGAGGUGUUGGAAGAGCUGAACCAUGACCUCAAAAUUCCUUGCAACUUCACAUUGACAGCUGCUUGUUAUGAUCCCAGCAAGCCCCAAAAAAACAUGGAGCCAGUUCAUACCAUCAAUCCACAGACCACUGAGUUCUGUGCCCAGUUUGGCCUCACUGACAUCAAUGACAGGAUCCAGCAGGCUAAAGAAGAGAGCUCAGGACGAGGUGAAUGUGAAGAGGAGGAGGAAGAGGAGAUGGACAGUACUGGGUCAGCUGAGGAACCCAGUGAAUACAGUACAGAUAAUUCUGGCCUCUCAUCCUUUAACCCAGAUGAAAUAAUGCUGGAUGAAGAAGGUGGUGAUGAAGACUUGAGUACAUGUUCUGUAGAUCCCUCCCCUGACCACCCUCCUGAGUUCUCUACCAGCUUCUCCGACAUCCGGGUCAUGCCUGACUCCAUGGCAGUGUCAUCUGAUGAUGCCACGGACUCCAACAACGAGGAGCUGGAGAAGUCUGGGGGGAGCAGGCAGGGGGAGGAAAGGAGCCCCACUGAGAGGUCCUUAAAGCGCAUUGGUGCUGAUGAGAAUGGGAACAGCGGCGUUAAAAAAAUCAAGAGAAGGAACCAAGCUAUCUAUGCCGCAGAGGAUGAAGAUAAAACAGAUUAACAGUUCACAGGAUGUGUAACUAAGUUCUCUCCCAGCCUUUCUGUGGGAAGGUGGUGAGAAUUGUAUUGGACUACAUGUGCUUUUAAUGUUACAUGAUCUUAGUCAUGUUACUUUCCUAAGCUCAGAGGGAAGGUGAUUUACACAGAAUAGACAUCAAAGAAAGAACCUGAGACUUUUUCAACAAAGUACUUUGUCAAAGGAUGUAAAGUUCAUAUAUCUUUGAUUUUGUUUCAGUUCUUGGUGUAUGGUGUACAUUCCAUAUCUUCAGCUGAAAAAGAUUCACCAUGCUUGUUUAACAAGAACUCUUAAACUGUACCCUGAGUCCAAGUGAGAGGAUGUCUGACUUACAAGACAGAAUGAUUUUAUUUUAUUGCUUUUAUCUUGUUUUAUACUGAACUAUUAACACAAAGUAGCAUAUGCAAUAACCCUGUGAAUGAAAUUUGAAAAUAGAAUUCCCAUGAUAACAAAACAGCAACAGAAGAAUGAAGAUUUUUGUUUCUGGUGAUAGUCAUGCCACAGGAAAACUGUGGUCAUAAACAAAACAAUAUGUGUUGUCCAGGAUUGGCUUUUAAUUACAGUUCUGACAGCAAACCAA
Molecule: messenger RNA, 2249 nt
Organism: Camarhynchus parvulus
Lineage: Eukaryota; Metazoa; Chordata; Aves; Passeriformes; Thraupidae
Gene: DBR1
Product: debranching RNA lariats 1
Exons: 8
Coding region: 38-1654 (538 amino acids)
Biological process (GO): mRNA splicing, via spliceosome
Cellular component (GO): nucleus
Molecular function (GO): RNA lariat debranching enzyme activity
Source: RefSeq, a predicted model, not a curated record